Messenger RNA from Tripterygium wilfordii, 1594 nucleotides. RefSeq names its product mitochondrial carrier protein CoAc2. Bases 220 to 1215 code for a protein of 331 amino acids. Gene Ontology annotation, cellular component: mitochondrial inner membrane. The record is from RefSeq and is a predicted model, not a curated record. The transcript has 7 exons. Gene Ontology annotation, biological process: transmembrane transport. Lineage: Eukaryota; Viridiplantae; Streptophyta; Magnoliopsida; Celastrales; Celastraceae.
AUUGGGUCUUCUCUUACAGGGAGAGGGAGGAAUCAAACAAAAGCGUGGCCUUUUUGGACUUGCAAGAAUUAGAAUUUUCUCCGAAACAUAUUUAAAGCAACGACCUUUGUGCCAGCAAAGAAACCUUUCGAUUACUCUUUUCAGUUCCUUGAACGAUUAGAUUACGACUCUCUCUUUCUUUUGUGUGUGUCAAUGGCGAACAGCAGAUAAGAAAGAGAAAUGGGUCUUUCAAUGGAUGGGGUAAUUGACGCCAUGCCUGUGUUUGUGAAGGAACUGGUUGCCGGAGGUGUUGCCGGCGGCGUUGCUAAGACCGUGGUUGCGCCCCUUGAACGGAUAAAGAUCUUGUUUCAGACCAGAAAGGACGAGUUCCGAAGCAUAGGGCUCCUUAGAUCCAUUAAAAAGAUUUCACAGACAGAAGGCAUCAUGGGCUUCUAUAGAGGGAAUGGUGCUAGUGUUGCUCGAAUUGUUCCCUAUGCAGCGCUGCAUUAUAUGACUUACGAGCAGUACCGCAGAUGGAUUAUCCUCACUUUUCCUGACGUUGGAAGGGGCCCUGUUCUUGACCUAGUGGCAGGAUCAUUUGCUGGAGGAACAGCUGUUCUUUUUACGUAUCCUCUUGACUUAGUUCGAACUAAAUUGGCUUAUCAGGUUGUUGAUUCAGCAAAGAUAAAUAUUAAAGGGGUUGUAGGAACUGAACACGUCUAUAGAGGAAUUGUUGAUUGUUUCUCAAGAACUUUCAAAGAGUCUGGGCUUAGAGGUCUUUACCGUGGUGUGGCUCCAUCCCUUUAUGGAAUUUUUCCAUAUGCUGGUUUAAAGUUUUACUUCUAUGAGGAGAUGAAACGUCAUGUAUCUGAGGAUCACAAGAAAGAUAUUUCAGUGAAACUAGUAUGCGGAUCAGUGGCAGGUUUACUAGGUCAGACUUUCACAUACCCUCUUGAUGUGGUUAGGAGGCAGAUGCAGGUUCAACGGCUCUCUGCGUCUACCGGUGCAGAGUUGAAAGGAACAUUAGACACCCUCAUUAUGGUUGCUCGAAGGCAAGGAUGGAAGCAAUUAUUUUCUGGGUUGAGCAUAAACUACUUGAAGGUUGUACCAUCUGUGGCAAUCGGGUUUACAGUGUAUGACUAUAUGAAAUUAUUCUUGAGAGUCCCGUCACGAGAUGAAGCAGUGAUUGAAGUGGUAACCAACAAAAGAAAUAGCCAGCCAUCUCUUCAUUCUUGAAAGUAAAGAAUCCCUAUUCUUUCAAAUUCAGGUGACAUUUCCAUCAACAUUCAUCAGGAGCAUUCGUUCGCCCUCGCUGACUGUUAUACACAUUGAUUUGUAUCAUUAGGUCCAACAUUAUUAAACAGGCUGUAUCCACCUGUGUAGGUUAAAUCCCCUCCAAAUAAACCAUGCACAGGUCUAGUUUCACAAAUUUAUUUAAGUAUGGAGGGGGUUCUGGGUUUCAUUAAUUUUCUUGUGGUUCCCUGUAGAGAUAAAUGUAUCCUUAGAAGAAGGUAUCCACACACGAUGACAUGUAAAUACAGAGUAUAGACAGCACAGAAUUCACUGAGUAUUCUAAAUUUUCGUUGCAGUUGCGAACGGUUUUUUCAAGAUUUCA